Molecule: messenger RNA, 1413 nt
Organism: Zasmidium cellare ATCC 36951
Lineage: Eukaryota; Fungi; Ascomycota; Dothideomycetes; Mycosphaerellales; Mycosphaerellaceae
Exons: 1
Coding region: 1-1413 (470 amino acids)
Source: RefSeq, a predicted model, not a curated record
AUGUCCUACGAAGUCGAGCGCAACCUCCGGACAAUCUUCAAGAGAUGCGUCAAGUGUCCGACAGAGACACCAACAUGCCCAGACUGCCCCAGCGGCCAAAUCUGCUCCCUCGUACCGCAGGACUGCAAUGCCUGCGCACAUAUGACUUGCAUUGCGAAUCCCAGCCCAGCACCCGCUUCAAAGAAAACAAAUGUCGGGGCGAUAGCGGGAGGAGUGAUUGGAGGAGUGGCGUUCAUGGCGAUUGUCAUGUUCUUCUUGUGGAGGUUCUGGAUCAAGAAGAGGAGAGAGCAGCAAGAGCUGGAGGCGGAGGAGUGGGAGGAGGAUGACAUUUCCCAGCAGAAGCGGACCACACAGUUCAAUGCCAUGCGCUCGGAUGCGGCAUCCACGCGGACGAGGGGAUCUAUCGCGAAUAGCAUCCUCAGCCGGGCGAGCAAUAUCAUCCAGAUUGCGUAUAUUCCGGGUGUUACGAAUCGGAAUGGAUCUGGGCAUAACAGUUUGCUAGCGACUGCGCCGGUGCCGCCGAUUCCUGCUGCGUAUGCGAACUCGACACCGAAGAGCCCGCUUAGCAAUGAAGGCGAUGCUUUGUUCUUCAGGCCUGGCGAUUUGAGGGAUAGCACGUACACGGACAGCUCUUCGAUCCGAUCUGGCAACAACCGCGAUACGCAAUAUACUCGUCAAUCGAUCACCCCAUCACUGGCAAGAUCAUCAAUGAUGUCUGAUGUGUACCGAGACGACGCGACGGACGUACCCAUGCCUGCAACGAGAGUCGUUCGCGCGGCCCCUCGGAUGGUGUCGGUCAAGACUUCCCAGGCUUCAUCUCCGUCUUCGGAAUCACCCCCAUCCAGUAGCUCGCCGAGCACGGUAAAGGUCAUGGUGCCUGAACAGAACAACUCACCUUCUGCUUCGCCGGCCGUUGGGAAUGGAGGGUUCGCUAAAGCUACGCAAGUCACUGUCGGCAAGGGCAAGGGCAGGUUCCCGAUUGCUCGGCAAGCCAGCGACUCGAGCAACACGUCGCAAGUGAAGCACGCGCCAGCCGUUCCAUCACCGCUCGUCGAGACCGCCACAGAAUCCGACGACGAGGACGAGCACGCCCGAGCAAGGAGGAGCCUGAUGAACGCGACUUCACGAGCAGCAGACCCCGCACCUCUCAUCCAACCUCUCGAAAGCCCCUUCUUCGACGCAUCGGAACUGCAAGCUGCAGGCUCGCCAUCAGGAUCAUCGAGACCGAACCCGUACGCUUCCAUGGCAGCCAGCGUCCGCAACGAGAGGCCUCGACGAGGCUCGCGAGGUCCCGGCGGCCUCAGUGCCGUGAUCGAAGAGGCUGCGAAGAGAGCAAGCCAGGACCCUGAUCAUGAAGCUUCUGGCGCGAAGAGGGACGCGAGUCCGUUCAGCGACGCUCAUGCUACCCACUGA